AGCUUAUCUGUCUUCCCCGCCAAUUGCCCCUUCAUCAUGGAAGGCCGAGGCUUGACUCUCCGGAGUAAAUCUCGUCGCCAAAGACCUCAAAUCAGUGCUCCCAAACCCAUCUCCGGCCCUCUACCCCCCAACACCCGAGCUCCGGAUGCUCCUCAGGGCUCCGUCCCCGCUGGUCGCGAGCGAGCUCCCCAGAGCGAGGCCACCUCCGAUCUCGUGAAGCGCCGGUACUCGACCCGAUUCAAUGCGGCCCCGGACUUUGAUGCGAGUGCGCCUCCGGUGCCAGCACUGCCCACGCAAGCACCCGGUGGAUAUGGAGGGCUAGGAGCUCCAGCGGCAGCUCCAAGGCAACCAUCGCCAGCGGAUGGCGCAUCCACCUCGCCCAAGGUGGAUUUGAAUGCAUUGCGAGAUCCCAGUCUACCAGUGGAGCGAUAUGUCGCAAACUUGCUCGCCAAUGCGUCCGAGGAAGAUAUUCAGAAAUACCAGGAAAGCUUGCGCAAAGUGAAGAACCGAACCUCGACCGAUCUCCAACAGAAUGUCUACCAGAAUCGCACCCAGUUCAUCAAGAUCAGUAAAGAGGCGGAGAAGCUAAAGGAUGAAAUGCGCACACUCCGUACCCUCAUGUCGGAGCUCACCACUGCCCUGGGACAGACUACGGUGGGCAACACGCCCAACCCCAUGUCCCCUGCAGAUGAUCAAUUUCCCAAGCGCAAUGCAAACCGCAGCUCCGUUGCCAACCUGGAAAGCAUGUGGAGUGUCCAAUUGCAAACGUUGUGGAAGACGGUGGAGGGAUCCCAGAAAUUCUUGCCGGCAGUCCCCGGACGGCAUAUUGUGUUGGAAACAGGCAACUGGGCUGAGCUGGACUCGGCCACCUGGAAGCCCAAAAGACCAGUGCACAUUGUCUUGUUGAACGACCACUUGCUUGUGGCCGCCAAGAAGCGCAAACGAGUGGAUCAGAACCAGCCCAACCAACGGGGCCCAGUUCCCACCAAGCUUGUCGCGGAACAGUGCUGGCCACUGCAGGACAUUGACAUGAUCGACCUGGCCGCGAAUCUGGGAACAGGCGCUGCCCGAGAAGAGGCACUGGAUCGUGGUAUUGCCAAUGCGAUCAGCAUUCGGGUGGGAUCCAAGCCAUUCACUUAUCGGCAAGACAAACGCGAUACCUCAACGAAGAAUGAAUUGCUAGCGACGUUCCGUAAGACCGUGGAGGAUCUGCGGCGAAACUUGCGAACCGAGACCGAGGCUGCGAGUAAGCCUUUGGAGGCAUAUGGGUACCUCGCCGGGCGACACUUGUCGUAUUCCCAAAAGUCAGAACCGUUUGAUCUCGCAGACGGCCCGCGCGAUAAAUCUGACCUGCGCAUCGAUGUUGAUGGCAAACAGCAGAACCUCCGCUGGGUGGAAGGACAGGUCGACGAGUUGGAUAUUGACAUCGCCUUGCAACAUUUCGAAGCCGCUGUGGCCAGUAUUGAGCGAUUGCGGAAGCUUGCAAAGGGGCUCAAGGGGAAUACAAUUGCGCAGGAGGUGAUCAAUGUUAAGGUUGAUGGACGAGCGACGCGACUGGCUGGCGUACUUUCACGAUCGUUGGUGGAAACGCACUCGUUCCCGGGAGCGACCAAGACCAACGUCAAUUGGCUCAGCCGCCUGGGUUUCGAGGAUCAAGCGCGUGAGACAUACCUGAAGGCACGGUCUGAUGUGAUUUCUAAACGCAUCCGGGCCUGUGUCUUUGAGGGUGAUCUGCCACUUUACAUCUUCCAAAUCUCCUUCGUCUACUUCUCCCUGAUCAAAAACACCAUCAGCAUCUACCAGCAAUGCUUCCCCAGCGUGAUGACCAGUUCUUGCAUCCGAUGGGCGAAGACACACCUCGACGGCUUCAAUGCCCUGCUCAGCCGUCAGCUUAGUAGUGUUCAGCGGGGCACUUCUGUCUGGCAUGAAUGUCUUGACAUUGUGCACGAACAUGCUGCCCUAUUGAACGAGGUCGGUGUUGAUUUCACCGACCUCGUGGCUCGAGGGUUGGAAGAUCAAAGUGAGGAUGGGUUGCGGACUGUUCAACCGGGUCAAUUGGCUGCGGCUCAGCCUCCUGUGAUCUAGCGAUCUACUUGGUGCUAUGAGAGUUAUAGCUAUAUUCGAUAAUAACAUGACG
Penicillium subrubescens is the source of this 2137-nucleotide messenger RNA. RefSeq names its product exocyst subunit EXO84. The coding region runs from base 37 to 2085 and encodes 682 amino acids. Gene Ontology annotation, cellular component: exocyst. The record is from RefSeq and is a predicted model, not a curated record. NCBI's taxonomy places the organism in Eukaryota, Fungi, Ascomycota, Eurotiomycetes, Eurotiales, Aspergillaceae. Gene Ontology annotation, biological process: exocytosis; Golgi to plasma membrane transport; intracellular protein localization. The transcript has 3 exons.